UACAAACUUGUACAAGCCAGAGACAAGUGACACAGGGAGGCGUGCGUUUCGUGUGUGUGUUCAUUUAUUUAUUUAUUUAUUUCCUUUUCAUUUUUUUUUUCACUUUAGCAUCAACACACACCUCGGUGAGUAAUGUCCUACCGGAAAAGUAUCCUCCUGACGGGGCUUAACGGCCGCUUCAGAAGACUGCCUAUGUCGCGCUCGAGCCGGGCGGAAACCGUGCUCCAUCACAAAGCGCUCGUGCAUUUCCGCGGCGAAGAGCACGCGCGGUCCGGCAGUGAGAUCCGGGUUGACUUUGAGCAGACUAAAGAGGCCUACAAGAGCAAAGGCAGUGCGGAGCUGCUCAGAGGUCUGCUCGUCUUUAAACUCUGCUCCUAUGACUUCCUGGUGGAUAAAAAUAAGGAGAUAAUGGACCUGUGUAAGAAGCUGAUGGGUCAGACACUGUUUGAGAAGCUGAUGAAAAUGACAUUCUACGGUCAGUUUGUGGCUGGAGAGGAUCACCAGUCCAUCAAACCGCUGAUUCAGAAGAACAGGGCCUUCGGAGUGGGAGCCGUGCUGGACUACAGCGUGGAGGAAGACCUCACGAAGGAAGAGGCUGAGACAAAAGAAAUGGAAUCAUGCGUGUCAGUGUCAGAAAAAGAAAACCCUGGCGAGGAUCUUCGGGAGAGGAAGUUCACAGCCCAUCGGAAGUUCGGUGAUCGCAGGGACGGCGUAACGAGCGCUCGCACGUAUUUCUACGCCGAUGAAGUCAAGUGUGACCAGCACAUGGAAACUUUUCUUAACUGCAUCAAGGCGUCAGGUGGAAGUUCUGAGGACGGUUUCUCCGCCAUUAAGAUGACCGCACUGGGACGCCCACAGUUCCUGCUGCAAUUUUCCGAGGUGCUGGUGAAGUGGAAACAUUUCUUCAGUUUCCUAGCGGCGCAGCAGGGGAACGGCAGCCGCGAGGUCCUGGAGCGGAAACUGGACCUCGAGCAGCUGCAGACUUUUCUGACAAAGUUGGGAGCCAAAGGCGACAUUCAUGGCUGGUUCACGAACGAGAAGCUGUGCUCAUCAGGCACCAUCGACAUGCUGGACUGGAACAGUCUGAUCGACGAGAGGACCAAGAUAUCCGAUCUUCUCAUGGUGCCCAACCUCGAGACAGGCCACCUGGAGCAUCUGCUGAAGAAAUUCACUGAGGAAGAGGAGAAGCAGAUGAAGAGGAUGCUUCAGAGACUCGAUGUUCUUGCCAAACAUGCGGUGGAGAACAGCGUGAGGCUGAUGGUGGAUGCAGAACAGACGUAUUUCCAACCCGCCAUCUCCCGCCUGACUUUGGAGAUGCAGCGCUUAUUUAACCGAGAAAAACCGGUCAUCUUCAACACCUACCAGUGUUACCUGAAGGAAGCCUAUGAGAACGUGUGUGUAGACAUCGAGCUGUCGAGGAGAGAAGGCUGGUGUUUCGGAGCUAAACUGGUACGGGGGGCGUACAUGCACCAAGAGAGGAGUCGAGCUCAGGAGGUCGGCUACGAAGAUCCCAUCAACCCGGACUACGAAUCCACGAGCCGGAUGUACCACAGGUGUUUGGACUACGUGCUGGAGGAGAUCGACAGGAACGGGAACGCUAGCGUCAUGGUGGCGUCACACAAUAUAGACACUGUGAAACACACGAUCCAGAGGAUGAAUGAAAUGGGACUCGUACCAGCUGACAGGAAGGUGUAUUUCGGUCAGCUGCUCGGCAUGUGUGACCAGAUCAGCUUUCCGUUAGGUCAGGCAGGCUUCCCGGUGUACAAGUACGUACCGUACGGCCCGGUGAACGAGGUGAUCCCGUACCUGUCUCGGCGUGCUCAGGAGAACCGAGGCAUGAUGAAGGGAGCAAAGAUGGAGCGAGAUCUACUGUGGAAAGAGCUUAUACGCAGACUCACCAGCGGAGAACUGUUCCACACACCCUCUCUGUAAAAGACACACACUCUUGCUGUGCUCUACUGAGGAGACGUCCUCUAUCUUUGCCUUUGUAAGUCAGAUACCUACAGAGCCACUGAAUAAACUCCAGCAUCUCCGGGGAUUUAGGCACAUCUGUUUUUUUUUUUUUUCCUUCACCUCCUCUCUAUCCUGCCUCAUUUUCUCCAUUUCACAGAGAGGAGGAUCAUAAAUUCUGUCUACGAAAAAAUAUAUAGCAAUAUACACAAACAACAAUAAUGUAUACGGAAUUUUUUUCGUUUUCCUAAUUGUUUUAUGGUUUAAAAGUCCAGAGCGCAGUUCAGAUUUAAUUCAGCGAUUCACUUCCUGGUUUACUUCUCGUUCUUCUUUUGAUAUUAAUCCCUCCGUCAUGUCGUCGUUGAUGGUGUCAGACUAAAUUUAGCGAUAUACCGGUACUCUACUUGGCACUGUGAAAUAAAUAAUAGUUCUAGGGAUGUGCUGUGGUAGGAAAAUAAUCGACAGUGGAGUGGCGUGGUUACAUUUGAAUUAUUUCGAAAAUAACGGCGUACAGUUCUGUGCAAAAGUUUUAGGCACUUAAAAUGGGUAUGCUUUCAGAAAUAGAAACACAAGCAGUUUAUAUUAAUCAAUUGACAAGGUAGAAAGUGUGUAAACAGAAGAAAAAUCUCGAUAUUUGCCGUGACCACUCUUGGUCUUUAAAAGUAGAUCAGUUCUCCUAGGUACGCUUGCACACAGUCAUGGAUUUGUAGGCUGUUAGUCCAGUGCAUGAUUAAACAGUUAUACCAAACAGGUGCUAAGGAUCAAUAAUAGAAUUUGUAGAUUGAAACACAAUCAUUACCUGAGACAGAAACAGCUGUGUAGGUGGAAUAAAACUGGGUGAGGAACAGCCAUGAUCUGCUAACAUGGUGAGGUUGCUGAAGAUCUAAAGUAGUAAUAAUAAUAAUAAUAAUAAUAAUAAUAAUAAUAAUAAACUAUGGUAAGACUGAGAACAGCAACAAGACCCAAGGUGGCCUUACUUCAUCAGCAAGAUCUCUCGCAGGCAGAAAUUUCAAGGCAGGCAGGUGUUUCCAGAUGUGCUGCCCAAACUCUUCUGCAGAAACAAAAAGAAACGGGGCGGCAGCGGUUGGCCAAGGAAACUCAGUGGAGCAGAUGAAAGACACCUCGUGCUGACAUCAACUAAACCGUGACAGAAACCAGCGGGACCCCUGGUACACCCAUUAACAGAUGUUUGUGGAAGUGCAUCAUGGCAUGAACAAGAAGGAUUUUUGAGGAUCUCAGAAAAAGUGUUGUUGAUGCUCAUCAGACUGGGGGGGAACCCCAAGUGGUCACACCAAAUAAUGAUUAGGUUGAAGUUUACACAGUUUGUAUGACGUUCAUUGAUAAAUACCAACAAUUAUAAUGCGUACUUUUUUUGAAAGCAUCCUCACUUUACUGCAUUUUGUCACAAAACUUUUGUACAGUACUGAACAUUUUAUCCGUCUAUAGUUACAUUUUAUGCUGUGGAUGUCGUGUGAAACAAUUUACUCCCUCUUAUCACUUACGUUACGGCAGUUUAAAAAAAAAAAAAAAAAAACAGUCGUUACCUCAACAGCAUAGUCACAUGUAGCUUUUCAUGUUACUACGCACUGACACUACUGAAAACUUCACCAUGUAGUUCUUAGAUUAUUACAGAAACUAUAACGUACUAGAACGUUCAAAACAAACCUGCUCGUAUAUCAAACGAAUGAACAACUUCUGACCAAUCACAAUUGAGAAUCCCUCAACACCGUGAUUAUGAUGUCAUGUAAACAUGUUACCGAGGCUGCCAUACGUCCUGGAGUAGCACGCUUACCAUAAGCACUAACACACUCUUUACAAGUACAGUUUUUUUUUUUGAAGAUGUACACUUUUAAGUCGCUCCCUCUCGUCGUCCCUCGAGUGAGUUCUUGUUCAUCUCAUCUUUCCCAACCUAAUUAUCUCACGCUUUCCCUCCUUCCUUCCUUCCUUCCUCUAUCCCCUUCUCUCCUCGUUUCUGCCUCAUUACUCUUUCCUGCUCCACUCCCUCUCCCUCAUCCAUCUCCCCGGCACCUUUAUGACGCUGAGAGGGCUCCCUAAAAUGUCAGAGCGCUCGAACGAGUAUUGCAGCUAACUUUUAUACGCUGCCAUCAUUCAUCAAGUGCGACAACAAUAAUCCAAAAAAAAAAAAAAAAAAAAACCCCAAAAAAAACCCCAGCACAACCUUGACAGCAAUAAAGAAGCCUGUCAGGAUUAUGCUGUUAAUAGUGGUUUCAAUUCAAGGAUAACGGCGCAUUGAGGUUCAGCACUGUAUUGAUCUACAAUAUAGGCCAAACAGAUGGAAGUAUUUUACAAAUAAGGCACUUUGUCAACAUCCAACGCCACAACAGCAAGUUUAACUAAAGACAUCUGUUCCAGAAUAUUCCUUUGGUGUUUAGUACCCUUCUCGAACAUAUCAUUGAUUAUGAUGGAUACUUGCGUGUCUGAUUUUCCUUUUUAUUAUAUAGGAGGUUUGACCAGGUUAAUGAUUAACGCUGCAAAAUCCUACACUUUAAACACACCAUUGUAGGAGAUGUCUAAUUAUAACCUGUAGUAUGUUUUGUCUUUUUUUUUUUUUUUUUCUUUCCUUUUUCAAUCAUAUUUUGAAAGUUAUUUUUGCUCUAAAAGAUUUGUUCUGUUGUGUAAAUGUACUUAUGUUUGACAUCGAUCUGUUCUCUCUUAAGAUUAUACGAUGCACAACUUCAUAAAUUCUUAACGUUUUGAUUAGUGAACCAAUGACUGAAUCAAGCAUGAAUUUUAAUCGGAAAUUAUUUUGAGGAGUGCGAGGACAUGCCUUCUAUAGUGAGACUGACCACUACAGAAACCAAACCCCCUUUACUGCGACUGACUGUUACAGAGGCCACGCCUCCUUCACUGAGACAGGCACAAAGGUCACACCCCCUUCACUAGGACUGACUGACAGAGUCCACACCUUCUUCUCUGGGACUGAUACAGAGGCCACACCUUCACCUUGGGGACUAAUACAGAGGCCACACCUUCUUCUGUGGGACUGAUACAGAGGCCACACCUUCUUCUCUGGGACUGAUACAGAGACCAUGCCUCUUCUGGGUGUAGAGGUCAAACCUCCUUCACUGAGGCCAGCUUAGGGGACACAUCUGCUUUACUGGGACAGGUAGACACAGACCAUGCCUCCUUCACUGGGAAUGAAAGGUAGAGAGGCUACACCUCCACUAAGGACAGACAAUUAUUUAGGCCACACCUCCUUUACUGAGCCUGAAAGGUGGAGAGGCUACACCUCUACUAAGGCCAGACAUUUAUAUAUGCCACACCUUCUUCGCUGAGAAAAUCAGUGAAUCCACACCUCCUUCACAUAGACAAGAAGAGAGGCUACAUCUUCUCCAUUGAGAGACAGUUAAAGGUCCCAUUAACAUGAAGGCCACACCCCUUUCACUUGACCGAAAGGUAAGGAGACAGCCCCUUCUCUGUAAUAAUCAUUACCGAGGCCACGCCCAUUUAUUGACACAAACACCGAGACCUCGCCUCUAUCACUGGGUCAAGCACAUGAGGACACGUUACUUUUAUGGGACCUAACAGUGACAGACACUAAGGCCACGCCUUCUUCACCUCUUUCAGAUUAAUGACACUUAACCUCUGUUUAAAAAGUUCUCCGAGUAAAAGACUUUUUAAAGUCUUUUUUAAAAGAAAGUGCUAAAAAUGUCUGCUUUGGUUUGUGUGACAAUAAAAAUGUUUAUUAUCAUAUUAUCACGAAA
This is a messenger RNA of Ictalurus punctatus (channel catfish), 5675 nucleotides long. RefSeq names its product proline dehydrogenase (oxidase) 1b (gene prodhb). The record is from RefSeq and is a predicted model, not a curated record. Gene Ontology annotation, molecular function: FAD binding; proline dehydrogenase activity. Gene Ontology annotation, cellular component: mitochondrion. The coding region runs from base 133 to 1932 and encodes 599 amino acids. Lineage: Eukaryota; Metazoa; Chordata; Actinopteri; Siluriformes; Ictaluridae. The transcript is spliced from 14 exons.